GCUGCGGGUCUGGAGCUGGUGGUGUAGGCGGUGUCGGUGGGGCCGCGGGAAGAGCGGAGAGAGAGGUGCGCGUCUGCCCCGGACGCACAGCCCGCAGCGGCCCCCGUCGGGAGCGGAGCCUAGCCGAGCCGCGGGGAAGAUUGCGCAGUAAUUGGAUUUUUAAAGUUACUUAAGCCCCGGAGUAAAAGACACGGCUCCGCCGGGCGCGGUAAUAAUCCAUUUAGCCGUAACCUAAAUCCUCACCGCCGGGGCCACACAGCCGGGCCGGGAGCAGCGCCGUCGCCGCGAGACUCAACGCGGAGCUGGACAGAGCUGUCGCCUGGUUGGCGCGCGUCAGCCGUCUCGCUGUAGCCUUCUCCGGUGGGAGCAGCUCUGGAAACUUUCGCCUUGAGAAGCGCCACUGCGCUGUGAGCGCCUACCCGGCGGAGGCGCGGAAGAGUCACAGAGGGCGGGCGCGGAGCCGGGUUCCCUUCGCCGCCGCGCCUCUGCCCCGCGGAAGGGGCCUCACCGCUGCUCUUUGAGCGCUAAUGCUCCAGUGGCGCAGCGCCGAUCGGCUCUGAAGGACUUCCCGCGGCUCCCCGGGCCCCCAGCUGUCCCUGCGAUGCGAGCCGGAGGAGGAGGCGGCGGAGCGGCCGCCGCCGGCCGCCCUGUGCUGGGCCUGGCCGCACUACUGGCCGCCCUGCUGGGGACCCCCGCGGGCGCGGCAGAGCAGCAGUACCACGGUGAGAAGGGCAUCUCCGUGCCGGACCACGGCUUCUGCCAGCCCAUCUCUAUCCCGCUCUGCACGGAUAUCGCCUACAACCAGACCAUCCUGCCUAACUUGCUGGGCCACACCAACCAGGAGGAUGCAGGGCUGGAGGUGCACCAGUUCUACCCGCUGGUCAAGGUGCAGUGCUCGGCUGAGCUCAAGUUCUUUCUCUGCUCCAUGUAUGCGCCAGUCUGUACCGUGCUGGAGCAGGCCAUUCCACCCUGCCGCUCCCUCUGUGAGCGGGCCCGCCAGGGCUGUGAGGCCCUCAUGAACAAGUUCGGCUUCCAGUGGCCAGAGCGACUCCGCUGCGAGAACUUCCCCGUCCAUGGUGCGGGUGAGAUCUGCGUGGGGCAGAACACGUCAGAUGCUCCACCGGGGCCUGGUGGUGCAGCGGGCCGGGGGGCCACUGCCCACCCCACCGCUGGCUACCUCCCUGAUUUCCUCACCCCACCACAGUCCCCCUCCAGCUUCUCCUUCUCCUGCCCCCGGCAGCUCAAAGUGCCUCCUUACUUGGGCUACCGGUUUCUGGGGGAGCGGGACUGUGGGGCCCCCUGUGAGCCAGCCCGGCCCAACGGACUCAUGUACUUUAAGGAGGCGGAGGUGCGAUUUGCUCGGCUGUGGGUGGGUGUGUGGUCUGUGCUCUGCUGCGCCUCUACACUCUUCACCGUGCUCACCUACCUGGUGGACAUGCGCCGUUUCAGCUACCCAGAGAGGCCCAUCAUCUUUCUCUCAGGCUGUUACUUCAUGGUGGCGGUGGCUUAUGCAGCAGGUUUCUUGCUGGAGGAGCGGGUAGUGUGUCUGGAGCGCUUCUCUGAGGAUGGCUACCGCACUGUGGCCCAAGGCACCAAGAAAGAAGGCUGUACCAUCCUCUUCAUGAUCCUCUACUUCUUUGGCAUGGCCAGCUCUAUCUGGUGGGUCAUCCUGUCCCUCACCUGGUUCCUGGCUGCUGGCAUGAAAUGGGGUCAUGAGGCCAUUGAAGCCAAUUCACAGUAUUUCCACCUGGCUGCCUGGGCUGUGCCUGCUGUCAAAACCAUCACCAUCUUGGCCAUGGGGCAGGUGGAUGGAGAUGUACUCAGUGGGGUGUGUUAUGUAGGUAUCUACAGUGUGGACUCGCUGCGGGGCUUUGUGCUGGCACCCUUGUUUGUGUACCUGUUCAUCGGCACUUCCUUCUUGCUUGCUGGCUUUGUGUCCUUAUUUCGCAUUCGCACCAUCAUGAAACAUGAUGGCACCAAGACAGAGAAACUGGAGAAGCUGAUGGUGCGCAUUGGUGUCUUCAGUGUUCUCUACACAGUGCCUGCCACCAUUGUGCUGGCAUGUUACUUCUAUGAGCAAGCCUUCCGUGGCACCUGGGAGAAGACGUGGCUCCUCCAGACCUGCAAAACCUAUGCUGUGCCCUGUCCCAGCCACUUUGCCCCGAUGAGCCCGGACUUCACUGUCUUUAUGAUCAAGUACCUCAUGACCAUGAUUGUUGGGAUCACAACUGGCUUCUGGAUCUGGUCUGGCAAAACCCUUCAGUCCUGGCGACGCUUCUAUCACAGACUGAGCACCGGCAGCAAAGGCGAGACAGCAGUAUGAGACCCCCUUGUCCCCUCUGAAACAUGCACAGGAAUGUGUACAGGCAUACACACAGAGGAGAAGAGGGAUACUCGGCAGAAGAGUUCGGCAGAAGAGGUGGGAAGGGAGGCUUUUCCAAACUUUUUCUUCCUCCCAGAGAGUUUGCGGUGGGGGGGGAGGGUGGAGAAAGAAUCUGCAUAAAAGAUGAAAUGGACUAGCCAGUGGUGCUUAUACCCAGUGAAGUGGAAGAGCACUGAGAAAGAGGCCACCAGUUGGAUGUGAGAGUCCUUCACCAGCAAGAAGUCUCAUUACUUGUCUCUCCUCACUCCUGUGCAGGAAAAACAACCCAACUAAAACUAUCCUGCCUUGCUUUGGAUGAGGGUGGGGGCAGAAGUCAGAUGUGUUGAGCUGCCCCUGCUGAGAAGUAGCCAAAGGCUCUGCAAAUUGCUGGGGUCAAGCUGCAGUGCAGGCAGGGUAACUCCUGAGCCUGAUCUUACUGCCCGCUCCUUCCAGCUCGGCAGAGCAAUCAUGUGAGUACUGCACGCCCAGCUACAGCACAGCUUGAGUGCUGCUCUGUUCUGUCAACUCCCAAGUUCUUUUUUUUUACCUUAGUGAUACCUGUUGUAAUUGUUUUAAAGUGAAAAUCAGGCCCUCAGUCUGUUGUUCUUGCUGCUGUUGGGAAGGAGGGGGUCGAUUUUCUAGGGCCUGAAAAGAAAUGACUUGUUGCUUUUCAACAGAAGGCUUUUCCCCCUUGCCUUUGUUCUAGGAGACAAAGGGGAAAACAAAAGUGUUUUCUUUGUAGAAAGGCAUAAGCAUGGGAUCGUUUUUUAUGGGAAAACUAACAAAAAGAAGUCGUUGAGGUUCACUCUUGGAUGUGAGGAGCUCAAAGAAAUAAACAUUCCUUUUAUGAAAAAUGGAGGCGGCAGGAUGUUUUCCUACCACUCAAUAUGGUCGCUUUUCUAAGCUGAAGGAGGUGCAAGACUUAGGGCAAGAGGAGCAUAAAUGAGAGCACCUGCCAGAACAAGAGCCAUUAAAAAUAUGUGAUGUAAAGCUAUGAUUUUUUUUUCGUUUAUUCCCUUCCCAUAAACCUGCUUUCUCACCUGGCUUUGCAGUGAGCUUGCUGCAGGUGAAGUCAACACAGCCAGCUUUUGGGGACAGAAGGAAGCCUUUUGGUAACUAUGGACCGCUCUGCUUGCUUCUCCAAUUCCUUGAACUGCAUGGCAGUGAUUGUCAUGCAGGAGGGUGCUGGGGUUGGGGUUUACAAUGUAAGCAAGCAGUUACUGCAAGUGAGGAGCCUUCUCCUUUCUGCUAGAAUAUUAGCUGCAUAAGUUCUAGUGAUUACAUCUUGGAAGGAAGAUAUUAAAAAAUAAUCACAUGAAUAGUUUUCUUCUUGAAAUAUGACAGUUUUUUCUGCUCUGAAAUUUUUUAUGUUGACUUAAUGAAUUUUUUUAAUACUACAUUACCUUUAUAUUCAGUGUAGGGUGGGUUUUAUAAAUAUAAGUGUGUGUGUAUAUUCUUGCCUAAGGUCAAAAUAGGAAGUUAUGGAUUUUUAGCAGUUCUCCACCCUAUAGCUGCUCUUCAUUUUUUGGGGAGGAAAAGUGUCUGGAAUGAAACCUUAAAAGAAAAAACAAACAAACAAACAAACCUGUUCAAGGUGAGGAGGCAGACUGCUGCUGUCUGAGGGCAUACUGGUAGUACGGGCAGGAGGAAUGGGCCCAUCAGCCAAAUUCUUCAGCAGACCUGAUUUCAGACUUGCAGGGCUUCAGUUUUUGUCUUUUUCUUCCAUAUGCACAUUAUUAAAAAAAGCCCCAAACCAAACAUAUAAGACAAGUGCAGUGUGUAUAUUUUGUAAAUCUCUUUUUGUAAGAAAAUAUGUAUUUAUGUUUUUACUUGAUUUUUUUUUUAAGGUCUGUAUGAGGCCCUGCUUCAUCCCAUGUACAGAUCACUAAAUAAAUAAUUUUUAAUACAAGA
Colius striatus (speckled mousebird) is the source of this 4273-nucleotide messenger RNA. RefSeq names its product frizzled class receptor 7 (gene FZD7). The transcript has a single exon. Gene Ontology annotation, biological process: canonical Wnt signaling pathway; non-canonical Wnt signaling pathway. The coding region runs from base 602 to 2323 and encodes 573 amino acids. Lineage: Eukaryota; Metazoa; Chordata; Aves; Coliiformes; Coliidae. The record is from RefSeq and is a predicted model, not a curated record. Gene Ontology annotation, cellular component: plasma membrane. Gene Ontology annotation, molecular function: Wnt-protein binding; Wnt receptor activity.